Messenger RNA from Ramularia collo-cygni, 1428 nucleotides. RefSeq names its product probable Eukaryotic translation initiation factor 3 subunit L. Lineage: Eukaryota; Fungi; Ascomycota; Dothideomycetes; Mycosphaerellales; Mycosphaerellaceae. Gene Ontology annotation, biological process: translational initiation. Gene Ontology annotation, molecular function: translation initiation factor activity. Bases 1 to 1428 code for a protein of 475 amino acids. The record is from RefSeq and is a predicted model, not a curated record. Gene Ontology annotation, cellular component: cytoplasm; eukaryotic translation initiation factor 3 complex. The transcript has 2 exons.
AUGAGCGCACGACAGGGUCAACGGCCGAUCGACGACGAUUCCGAUGUGGAAGAGGAGGCGCUCGCAGGACAGUAUGGCGAGCAGGUGGGAUACGAGGAUGGCGCCGACUACGAUUUGAUGGGCGCGGGCGGCGCACAGGAUUUGCAGGCGCAACUGGCGGCGGCGGCGACUCCACUGGAAUAUGGCGCGUCGAUUGAGAUGAAGACUCAAAGCUACGAUAGCUACUGCAACUUGUUCCACUUCAUCCUUAACAGCGACGGACCCGUGGACAUUGAAGUGCCUUCGCGACAAUACUACUGGGCGUGGGACGUGAUCGACGAGUUCAUCUACCAAUUCAACUCCUUCUGCUCGUACCGCCAGCGCGUGGCUUUCCAGCAAGGCCAGCCCAACGCCGGCGCCAGCGACGAUGAGGUCGCCCUCCUCCGCGAAAACCCCAACACGUGGGGAUGCUAUUCCGUCCUCAACGUGCUCUACUCCCUCAUCCAGCGGUCACAGAUUAGCGAGCAGUUGCAAGCCCGGAAGCGAGGAGAGGAUGGUGCGCUAUACGCCGGCGAGUACGGCAACCGCCCGCUCUACCAAAUGCUGGGCUACUUCUCCAUCAUUGGACUGCUCCGCGUCCACUGUCUGCUCGGAGACUUUUCCCUCGCCCUCAAGACGCUUGAUGAUAUCGAGCUCAACAAAAAGGCCAUGUUCGCGCGUGUCAUGGCCGCCAACUUCACCACCUACUACUACGUUGGCUUCUCAUACAUGAUGAUGCACCGCUAUGCCGAUGCUCUCCGCGCCUUCAACCACAUUCUCAUCUACGUCUCGCGUACCAAGAACUUCCAGAAGGGCGCCCAGUACGACAGCAUCAGCAAGAAGAACGACCAGAUGUACGCUCUGGUCGCCAUCUGCGUCGCUUUCCACCCGACCCGCCUUGACGAUACCAUCCACACUGCGCUACGGGAGAAGUACGGCGAGCAGCUCACACGCAUGCAGCGUGGAGGCCCAGAGGCACUUCCCAUCUUCGAGGAGCUCUUCCGCGCCGCAUGCCCCAAGUUCAUCUCUCCCACACCACCCGAUUUCGAGAACCCACACCUCAACCCCGACCCAAUCGAGCACCACCUCAACAUCUUCAUGCAGGAGGUCAAGAACAACAUCUUUGCACCGACCGUUCGCAGCUACCUCAAGUUGUACACCACCAUGGAUCUCACCAAGCUCGCGGGCUUCCUCGAGGUUGACGCAGACACACUUCGCAGCUGGCUAUUGGUCAACAAGCAGCGCAGCCGACAAGUUAGGCACUCGGAAGGCGGUCUCUUGGAGGGUGAUGUGGUCAACUCAAGUGAUCUGGACUACGCGAUGGAAGGCGAUCUUAUCCACGUUUCAGAGGCAAAGGUUGGCCGGAGACUGGUGGAUUGGUACUUGAGGAACUUGGCGAGGACAUACUAG